CGUUCUAACUGCGGAUAAAAUGGCUGAUCGGUAAUUGUUGCACGCUUCUGCAAUCAAAGUUUGUGAGUAAGGAUAUUGGACCAUGGCUGCAAGAGGAAAAAUCCUUUCUUUCCGUUUGCCUCCUCUUCCAACUAUUGGAGAAAUUAUCAAAUUGUAUAAUUUGAGAGCAGAAAAGCAGCUUUCUCAGAAUUUCCUGUUGGAUUUAAGAUUGACAGAUAAGAUAGUUCAGCAAGCUGGCAAUUUAAGGAACUCGUACGUCUGUGAAGUGGGCCCAGGACCAGGAGGCAUCACUCGAUCAAUUCUCAAUUCUGGUGUUGCAGAGCUGCUUGUGGUGGAGAAAGAUACCAGAUUUCUUCCUGGCUUAGAGUUGCUGGCUGAAGCAGCACCUGGGAAAAUGCGCAUUGUGCAUGGAGACAUUCUGACCUAUAAAAUGGAAAGGGCUUUUCCAAAAGAAUUACAAAAUGAAUGGGAAAAUGGAUUACCAAAUGUGCACAUUAUCGGUAACCUUCCUUUCAGUGUUUCAACACCACUCGUUAUUAAGUGGUUGGAAAAUAUUGCAAAUCAUGAUGGACCCUUUGUCUUUGGGAGAACACAGAUGACCUUAACUUUUCAAAAGGAGGUUGCAGAGCGUCUCACAGCAAGUACCAGCAGUAGGCAAAGAAGCAGAUUGUCCAUAAUGGCUCAGUAUUUAUGUAAUGUGAAAAGCUGUUUUACAAUUCCAGGAAGAGCGUUUGUUCCAAAGCCCAAGGUUGAUGUAGGAGUUGUACAUCUGACUCCGCUUGAGACACCACAGAUUAAGCAGCCGUUCAAACUUGUGGAAAAGGUCGUGAGAUGUGCCUUCAGCUUUAGGAGAAAGCACUGCCACCGAGGAGUUGAAACUUUAUUUCCUGAAGCUCAACGAGCACAGCUAACAGAACGGAUGUUUUAUACUGCUGAUGUCGACCCCACACUCUGCCCAACUCAACUUUCGAUACCUCAGUUUAGAAAUCUUUGCAAUGUAUAUAGCCAGCUUUGCAACGAGAAUGUGGAUCUUUUUUCUUAUAACUACAGAGAAGAAUUAAAACAAAAGCGGCUUCUUCGUAAAAACAAAUCUCAAUGGGGUGAAGAUUGCUAACAUUGGACAUCGGGCCUUUGAAGUGCAGAAAUCUGGGAGGGCCCAGGUACCAGACUGGGUUUGUGGCAGAUGGUGAGAAAAUCAAUUUAUCCUGCCCAUUAAGAAUGAACAAAUCACUGAGAGGCAUUGUUGACCACCUUGAGCAACAGAUCUGUACUCUACCACAUAACCCAGGAUAUCCUUCAGGCUUCAGCCGCCCAGCUGGAAUGAUACUGUUACAAGAACAUCCCAGGAGUAGCAGCAUAUAUUAUCUAAAAAUAGGCUGCUAACCUUUUGGAUCUACAAUAUGGGACUACAGAGAAAUUUAACAUGCUAAGGAAUCCAGAAAAGCUACACAGGUUGGAUUGUUGAAAUCCUGUUGUUUUCCUUGAUGAGUGAUAAUUGGAAGGAGGCUGCUUCACCACCAGUUUUUGCCCUAGUGAUUUGUAGAACUUAUCAGUGUAAAAAUCAUGAUCAUAGUGCUUGCAUCAAUCCUGAGACAGAAGAACAGAGUGGAUGAUUCCUUACAAUCUGCUUAAAGCCAGUUUGAAUAAACAGCCAUUUUAGACUGAGAUCGUUCUUCAGGACUGAAGAAAGGUCUCGGCUCAAAACAUCAACUGUUUAUUCAUUUCCAUAGAUGCUGCCUGACCUGCUGAGUUCCUUCAGCAUUUUAGGUGUGUUUCUUUGGAUUUCCAAUAUCUGCAGUGUCUCUUGUAUUUGAUUGUAUCUGUAGGAUAUCAAAUAAUGAGAAAGCCAAUGUAAUAACUGGAAUGCUAACAACUGGCUAGUUGUAGUGUAGAAAUCAUCCACUUCAUUUUAUCAUAGUGGUAUUAGCUGAGAAAUAACUAAAUGAAAGAUAAACAUGAGGAAAUCUGCGGAUGCUGGAAAUUCAAGCAUCACACACAAAAUGCUGGUGGAGCAUAGCAGGCCAGGCAGCAUCUAUAGGGAGAAGCACUGUUGACAUUUCGGGCCAAGACCCUUCGUCAGGACUAACUGAAAGGAAGGAU
This is a messenger RNA of Hypanus sabinus (Atlantic stingray), 2100 nucleotides long. It is a transcript of the gene tfb1m, whose product is annotated as transcription factor B1, mitochondrial. Gene Ontology annotation, biological process: transcription initiation at mitochondrial promoter; rRNA methylation. Gene Ontology annotation, cellular component: mitochondrial matrix. The record is from RefSeq and is a predicted model, not a curated record. Lineage: Eukaryota; Metazoa; Chordata; Chondrichthyes; Myliobatiformes; Dasyatidae. Gene Ontology annotation, molecular function: mitochondrial transcription factor activity; rRNA (adenine-N6,N6-)-dimethyltransferase activity. The coding region runs from base 83 to 1114 and encodes 343 amino acids. The transcript has 9 exons.